ACUAAUACAACCUCGUCACACAAAUGUACAAACCUAAAACUCAUAAUAAAAAAUAUUACAAGAACAUAUAAUAUUAUAGUAUAUACAUACAAAUUGCAGUUUGGGGAUUCUCUCUCUUUAUUCUAAGAGACGAACAGUAAACCAACAAGAAAUACUAUUAAGCAGGCUUUGUAUUGGCCGCCCCCUUUUCAAAUCUCUGUGUAACUUCCUCUAUAUAUCUAUAUGUGUAUGUAUAUAUCAAUCUUUUUGUUCUUUGGAGUUAUUUGAGAAGAUUUUUGAGUUGUUGCACCCCUUGAUUUGUAUGAGUAAAAAUCUGAAAUAUGGAGAACAAGGAAGAUACAGGUAGCCCUGGUUGGGGUGCCUCAUUUUUCAUGCAGACAACCGGAAAAGCUGUUGCUGCUGCAGCUGCGGCUGCCACUGCUGUUCAUUCACCAAGACCAUCAGUGGUAUUUUCUACGAAAGAUGACAGUGGUAAUCACCUUCAGAAGCUUCAGCGUCAAGUUUCCAGAGUACUGAAAGGCUUGUCACAACCCCCUGAAAGUAAAACUGGAGUUUACAAUCCAGAAAUUCUUACUAGCCAGAAGCGUCAGUGGGCAAAAAGCUUUCAGUUACAAUCCCUGGAUCAUCACAAGAUUUUAAAAGAACCAUCGCGGCUUUUCGAGAGCAUGGUGGUUAUUGGACUUCAUCCUAGCUGUGAUAUAAUGGCACUUCAGCAUCUCUACUUUGGAAGAAAGUCUGAAGGUUCAAGUAUAUUCAAAAAUGCACUUGGUCAGCAUCAGUCCCGUGUAGAACCGAAUCUUGAACCCCAGGUUCUAUUUGUUUAUCCCCCUGAAAAGCAGCUUCCUAUAAAAUAUAGGGAUCUUCUUUCAUUCUGCUUCCCUGCAGGCGUAGAGGUUCACGCUGUUGAGAGAACUCCCUCAAUGAGUGAGUUGAAUGAAAUUCUAAUUGGCCAGGAACAUCUUAAACAGAGUGAUCUGUCAUUUGUUUUCCGCUUACAGGCCUAUGCUGAUGAUUCAACCUUGUACGGAUGUUGUGUCUUAGUUGACGAAAUAAUACAAAGGCCCUCCGGAUUGGUUUCUAUGAUUUCAGAUGUGCAACCUACCCAAUUGCCAUUAAGUCGACAUAUAUUAACUACUCGUCGUUGUUACUGCAUUCUUUCUCGGAUUCCUUGUUUUGAGCUGCAUUUUGGAGUACUGAACAGCAUAUUCACUGAAGAAAGGCUGGAACGAUUGACCAAAAGCAUUGGUGAUUUAGAUGCUGAAUUUCCUGUUGAAUCUGGAAACUCAGAAAAUUUAGACGAAACAUCUUGCAGUAUUUCACCAGAAAACAGAGAAGACAGCAUGCUCAGUGGAAAUGUUGAAAUAUCUCAUUCAAGCAUAAGCGAUUCCAUCCCCUCCAAGGGCAUAAAUGAAGAGUUUCUUGAUUCUCAGCUGGAGCCUCUCAAUCAGGAGGGUGACAUUUCAGCAGGUGUUGACGUUGCAGUUGUAAAUGAUCCUGUAACUUUGAAAUUUCCUUCUGAAAAAGAAUCAUUUGUUGCUGCACAAAUGUCUGAGGUGUGUGAUACUUUAGUUGAUGAUAGAGCAAACAGCAAACAAAUAUCACAAAGGCGUGUACCAAGUACCGUUUUACCUCUGUUACGACAUCAGCAUAAUGAGAGUUCUGAGUCCUCCUCUAGUAUUCAGUUUUCUACUAGUGAAGAUAGAAACUUGAGGAGUGAUGCUGAUGACACGGAGCUUGAAGAGGCAUCUUUUUCAGGCCAAUCCAGUGACCAUCAAUCCAGCAGCAAUGGUGAUAUUCUAGAUUGGGCUAAGGAAAAUAACCAUGGUUCACUACAAAUAAUAUCCGAGUAUUACCAGUUACCUUGUCCUGCUAGGGGUUCAACAGUCAAAUUUCACCCCUUGGAGCAUCUGCAUCCUCUGGAGUACCAAAGGCCGGAUGAAACAGUUCUACAUAUUGGUGGCUCAACAAUUGAUUUAAAAUCAUGCAGUACCGGUCUGGAAAUGGCAGAGGCAUAUCAUGCCCUCAUGGCAGAGGAGGAGGCAACUGCUUUGUCGGUGCAGGCUGUUGCAUCCUUAUGUGGAUCGUUGCGACUUGAACAUGUGCUGACUUUUUUUGCUGGAGCUCUGCUGGAGAAGCAAAUCGUGUUUGUAUGUUCUAAUUUGGGAAUAUUGUCUGCUUCGGUUUUGUCUAUUAUACCCCUUCUACGUCCAUAUCAGUGGCAGAGUUUGUUAAUGCCGGUUUUACCAAAUGACAUGCUGGACUUCCUAGAUGCACCAGUCCCUUACAUAGUAGGUGUGAAGAAUAAAACAACUGAAGUGCAGUCAAAGCUGACGAAUGCGCUUAUUGUUGACGUAAACAAGAACCAGGUAAAGUCACAAACUAUACCACAACUACCUAAGCAGAAGGAGCUAUUUUCAUUGCUGAGCCCAUAUCAUCAAAAACUUGUUGGAGAAAGUUAUCUGGGGAGAAGACGGCCGAUUUAUGAAUAUACCGAUGUUCAGGCUGAAGCUGCGAAAGGUUUUCUAUCAGUGUUAAGAUCUUACUUGGAAUCCCUUUGUUCUAACCUGCGCUCUCAUACCAUUACAAACGUGCAAUCUAAUGAUGACAAGGUUUCACUGCUCUUGAAGGAGAGUUUUAUCGAGUCAUUCGCUUCUCGUGAUCGACCUUUUAUGAGGCUGUUCUUGGAUACACAAAUGUUCUCUGUACAUACAGAUCUGGUUCUCUCUUUCUUCCAGAAGGAAUAGGGUAUGCGCUUUUAAAGUUGGCCUAAGAAUGUAUCAUAGUAUAAAAUUAGCCACUUGAUGAGCAAGUUUUGUAACGUAGUGAUUGUUGUCAGUUAUAGUGUUCAAUGUAGAUCUUGUUUUUCACAUGGAAAUAGUACUGCAAAUUUCUCACUCUUAGCAUUUCUGCAAAUGCUUCCUCUACAUCAAGUAUACAAGUUCUGAGCAUCAGACAGUAGGCCGUUUCUUAAUUGUUGGACAUUCCGUGGAAUCAGGAGAAUAAGAAAAAAAUAAUAGACCACAAAUUGUUUUUAUACAUUGCUGCUUCAAUUUUUGUCCAAAAAUGCAGACAUUCUAAUUGAUGAACUUUCUGCAACAUAAACAUUGUUCUGAAAUUGAGGGCAUAAUAUUUGUUCAGUCUUGCUAGUCUAUUUCCCUGCCCAAAGGAGUGUGUUAGCCGAAGAAUGGAAGAAUUUUACAAUUUUAGGCUUGUAUUAUUUGGUCUGAAGACUGAUGCUUUAAUAGCAUUAUACAAUAGAUUUGUUGAUCAAAAGGAAGUUAAUACUACAACAAGAUUGUAGUGGUUAUGUAUGUAUUUGACAUGGGUUGAAUUGUUUGAUUUUUGUUCCCUGGUAGAAGCAAAGCUUUACUGGUGGUUUUCUAUUCAAUGACAUUUUAGAGGGUAUAAUUCCCAUGAGUUGCAUA
This is a messenger RNA of Daucus carota subsp. sativus, 3425 nucleotides long. RefSeq lists its product as uncharacterized. The record is from RefSeq and is a predicted model, not a curated record. The coding region runs from base 321 to 2744 and encodes 807 amino acids. The transcript has 19 exons. NCBI's taxonomy places the organism in Eukaryota, Viridiplantae, Streptophyta, Magnoliopsida, Apiales, Apiaceae.